AUGUCUCUCCUCUUGUUUGUCCUCCUUGCACUAGUCUUCGUCGUUCUCUUCCUCCUGCUCCUUCUCCCCGUCCUCCUCAGACCUUAUCGUGGUCCGGCAUGGCCUCCAGCACGAUUUCAUUCGAUUGAAAUCCACUCAUUACACUUUCUUGAAAAAUUCCUCCCUGGUUUAAAGGAUUCAGUUCGAUUGCAACCAAACAGCGCCAUGGCGGCGGGUGGCGUUCGGGUGGACACUGCGCUUGCACCAUGUCUAGUGCUGGGCUAUGCCGACAUCUCUUCCUCGGGCGCGCGGGCCGUCAUGCUCCUGAGAGAGCUCCUCAACAAGGAAGUUCCGGAAGCAAGGAGGACAGGAUCAACGGGGACCCUGUGGUAUCGCCAUGACAACGGAGUACAGCGGGAUUGUGCGAUAGCAUGGGCGGGGGUCGAUCCUCUAGCUAACCUCUACGUCGAUACAUUUUACAAUGAUAGCGGAGAAGCAGUGCUGUCUUUGAUAUGCCUCAACUCACAGAUCGUUGAGAAGAGCACGUCGUCGGUAGCUCUCAGCCUGGUGCAGAAGAUCAUACAGGAUGAGGUGAAACAAGUCUAUCUGCUAUGCGGCUUGAGAUUCAACCCGAAAGCAGACAGCCUCCAAGAUAAAGUCCACUUCUCCUCCCUUGGCCCGAGCAACAUUGAGCACCAGCACCUGCCGGAGUUCGAUCCGCGGACGAGAUUGAACGACAGCUUCAUGUCAGCCUUUGUUCAGCUCCUGAAACUUGAGAAGGGCAUUGAAACAACUCUCUGCAUCGUCCCUGCCCAUCGUCUCCCUACCCCUCUCUGCCUCAACCUCCCCCCGUGUGAGCCGGACAGCAGCAAGGGCACCUAUAUCAACCUGAUCCUGGCGAUCGAGAAUCUAGCGCUUGGGGGCGUCAUUAAGGUAUCUUCAGCUCUAGUCUUGUCGUGUGUCUGA
This is a messenger RNA of Guillardia theta CCMP2712, 945 nucleotides long. RefSeq lists its product as hypothetical. The transcript has 2 exons. The coding region runs from base 1 to 945 and encodes 314 amino acids. The record is from RefSeq and is a predicted model, not a curated record. Lineage: Eukaryota; Cryptophyceae; Pyrenomonadales; Geminigeraceae.